UUCCCUUCCUUCACCUGAUGCUCGUUUCCCGAAGCGAGCCCGAAUUAUGGCGUCUUCUGCGCCGACGCCGCAUGCGACCGGCUUUCCAGCUGAGGGUCGAUGCGGUUACUAUGUGGAAAAGAAGAAGAGGUUCUGCAGGAUGGUGGUGGCAGCAGGAAAAAGGUUCUGUGGUGAACACGCUGGAGCCGCGGAGGAAGAAAAUACUCGGAAAAGAAUCCUGUGUCCUUUAGAUCCGAAACACACAGUAUAUGAAGAUCAACUAGCAAAGCAUUUGAAAAAAUGUAACUCAAGAGAGAAACCAAAACCUGACUUCUUUAUUCAAGAUAUUAAUGCAGGCUUAACAGAUGAAACAGAAGUACCUGAACAAUUAGUUCCAAUUUCUUCUCUCUCUGAAGAGCAGUUGGAAAAUUUAAUCAAGAAAUUGAGAAAAGCAAGCGAAGGUCUGAGCUCUACACUUAAAGAUCAAAUUAUGUCCCAUCCAGCAUUGCACGACGCCCUUAAUGACCCUAAAAAUGGUGAUUCUGCAACCAAACACCUGAAACAGCAGGCUUCUAUUUUAGGUAACAUUGAAAAAUUAAAGUUACUUGGUCCAAGAAGAUGCUUUGUUGAGUUUGGAGCAGGAAAGGGAAAAUUAUCUCAUUGGGUUGAUAUUGCCUUAAAAGAUGCUGAAAAAGUUCACUUCAUCCUAGUAGAAAAGGUGACCACAAGAUUCAAGGUAGAUGGCAAACACAGAAAGAAAAAUUCAGUGUUUGAAAGACUUCAAAUUGAUAUUCAGCACCUGUGUUUGAACAAGAUUCCUGUACUAAGCAAAGAAAAACUGCCUGUGGUAGGAAUUGGAAAGCAUCUGUGUGGUGUGGCGACAGAUCUUGCAUUACGAUGUUUGGUUGAAACCUAUGCUGCCAGUUGUGAGGAAAGGAAUGAAGAACCUUUAGCCAAACGCAUAAAGAAUGAUAAAACAGAAAAAGAAAUUAACACUUUGGCCAAAGAAGGAAAUGAAAAAAGUGUCCCAGAGAAGUGGACCCCUGUGGCUGGCAUUGUUAUUGCACUCUGUUGUCACCACAGGUGUGAUUGGAGACAUUAUGUGGGCAAAGAAUAUUUUAAGGCUUUAGGCCUUGGAGCUGUGGAAUUCCACUAUUUCCAGCGAAUGAGUAGUUGGGCGACUUGUGGUAUGCGGAAAACAUCUUUGGACGCCUCAAAUAUUACCACAAAGAGAAAAGAUCAUCAGAAUGAUGAUGGCGAAGAGCAUGAUGAUGGGGGAUACAGAAUUACAGAUGACAGCGUUGAGAGUCUGCCUGGGUUUCUGACUGUUGAAGAAAAGAAGAAAAUAGGGCAUCUUUGUAAAUUGCUGAUUGACCAAGGCCGAAUUGAGUAUUUACAGCAGAAGAGAUUCAGUCCUGCUCUGCAGUACUAUACAGAUCCUCUGGUGUCUUUAGAAAAUGUCUUGUUAACUGCUUUACCAAAUCAUUCUUCAUCACCAGAAACAACUACUUAAUGGAAAAGAAAUUUUGAACAUCAUCUGUCUUCCACCAAAAAAAUAAUUUUUAAAUUGUAUUUUUAUAUUCAUGAAAAUAGAAUUUAAUAGCAGAUAAUAUGAACUUUAAAAAAUGUUGGGGCUUCAUUGAACUUUGGUAAUAGCUUUGUUUUUUACUUGAGAAGUCCAAACAUUAGAGAAUUCACCAAAUUCCAAAGUAAUCUUCAGCAGGGCAUCUGGAGUUAUAUUAUCCAUCAGUGUUUAUAGAGAUUGGCGAAGUAGUGGAACAGUUGACUUGAUUAUCUGAAACACACAUAACAUGUCACCAUAUAACUAGCACAUUAACUUUCUACUUGCAUUAAUUUUAGAAAUUUAUUUUCCUUUGGCUUUACUUAAUACUUUUUAUUUCUCAAGUUCAAGAUGUAAUGAUCAAUUAUCAGUUUCUAACAAGGGCUAAUUUGAGAAUUUGGCUUAUGUGUGGAUUUUUUUUCCAUGCAGAUCUGGAAAGGAUAAUCGAUUACGAUUUUUUUCAUGCAAAUGCAGAGAUGUUCACAAUUAAUGAAUUCACCUUCAGAUUUUCAGAAUCAUACCUGUAUCUAUAUAUUAUCAGAAUUUUCCAUGACAGACACCAAAACUAAAGAGAUGUUUUCCAGGAAAAGAAAACUAUUUCAUUUUAGCAGAUAAUUAUCUAGUUAAAACUUCCAAAAAGAUGCUUAAAAGCCUAAUUCACAAAUUAAAUUAAAAUGUACAAAUAACUUUUGAAGUUAAUUAGGUAUCUCAUAUCUUUUAACAGAACAUUUUUACAUGUGUAAGUACGAAUAUAAAUAUAUUCUCUCCUUUCUGGGAAAAUAAUUUGGAAUAAAGUGGAAACUAGAUAGUGAAACCAAAAUCCUUCUUACAUUUAUGCCUCAUUUAACUCAUUUCUAUGCACAAGCAAAUGUUAAACCAAACAUGGCAGUAGGACUGUUAUUCUUUUCCACAUCUUAUCCUUGAUUUAUUCUGCUUUUAUAAAAAUUGUGUUAACCUCACUGGUACAUUUGCCAAAAUAAUAUCUUGUAGAUCAAUGACUAUAUGAAUUAUGAAUUAGAAGCCUAGCCUAUUUUUAAUUACUGACCUUUCUAUUUUAGUUUAAUCUCAUAAGUUUUGUGAGACCGCCUAGGUUCAAAUCCCAACUCUGCCACCUCUCAGCUGUAUGACCUUGGGCAUACUUAAUCUUUCUUUGUGCCUCAAUUUCCUCAUCUUAAAAUGAGGACGAUGAUAAUAAUAAUACCUCACAAGGUUGUUGUAAACAUUAAAGAGAUAACAAAUGUAAAAGUCUUAGAACAGUUCCUAGCACAGAGUGAGUCCUCAAUAAAUGCCAACUAUUAUUAAUAGUACUAAUUCAUGAAUCUGUUUUUAAUAAACAAUAAGCAGACUUGGUUUUAUUAUCUCUGUUUAAGUUGUAACCUUUUUACUCUUGUUAUGUUUUAUGUCAAAUAUUAUUCAAGUAAGGUAGUUUGAUUAUAUUUUAAGUUAGUUACAUCCCCCAAUCAAGAAAACAUAAAUGAAGAUAAUACAUUAUUCAGUGAUUAACAUGAUUUACUGGGUCAGACAAUGCCAAUUUGCAUUAUACAGUCUGUUUUGUAUUAUUCAAUAAUUUGUGCCCAGAAAUAAAAGAUAUUCUACAUUAUAAAAAAUAA
Pteropus alecto (black flying fox) is the source of this 3150-nucleotide messenger RNA. It is a transcript of the gene TRMT13, whose product is annotated as tRNA methyltransferase 13 homolog. Lineage: Eukaryota; Metazoa; Chordata; Mammalia; Chiroptera; Pteropodidae. The coding region runs from base 47 to 1492 and encodes 481 amino acids. The record is from RefSeq and is a predicted model, not a curated record. Gene Ontology annotation, biological process: tRNA methylation. The transcript has 11 exons.